AUGGCCUCGGCCCUCACAGCGAGCCCAUACAUCAGCCAGUCACCAGUUUACACACGAUCUCCUCAGCCUCCGCCCUCGCCACCAAUUGACGAGCCGAGCAACCUCCGCACCCUACCUUCCAUUCAAAGUCUAAUCGGAAUGGAUGUACCUCCGCCAAACGAGGAGCAGCAUUUCGAUGCCGAAGGCCAGCCCAUCGAGCAACAACCGCAAGGCGCCGACCAUCAAACAGCAGGCCAUCGACCGCAUACAUACGGUCAACCAACCGUGAGCAAUCCAAAUGCUUCUCCCUCUGCUACAUCUUCGCACUCCUCCACCUCUGGUCCCCAGUAUUUUGGAGGCACGAUUAACAAUCUCGAGCCCCACCAGCAGCGCCAGCCUCCUCCGUCAUCCACGCACCCUGGGCAUUCAACAUCAUCACAAGCAACACAAUCGCCAUACCCGAAUUCGCCUUAUCCCCCUUCGCCAUCAGCAGGAUCGAACUAUUCAUAUCCUUCACCGGCCGUUACAGGAGCACAAACCAUGUACUACCAGCGACCGCUUCCAAACAAUUUUCCGCCGCCCAAUAUUCCAGGUGCCUCCAAUCCUUCAGCUCCGAAUUCUCAAGAUGCAUCUCCAGUAGACCCGAACAACCCCAGCCAAUGGCAACAGCAACAUCAACAUCAUCACUACAUUGCGCCGUCUUCCUCGACCAAUUUUACUGGCCAGUCGCAGGAUCGAUACGUCUGCCAAGUGUGCAACAAAGCUUUCUCUCGACCAUCAAGUUUAAGGAUCCACAGCCACUCGCACACCGGUGAGAAGCCAUUCUUGUGCCCCCACAAAGGAUGUGGUAAAGCUUUCAGCGUGAGAAGCAACAUGAAAAGGCACGAGCGAGGCUGUCACGGCGGCGGAAGCCCCGGGAGCACAUAG
Molecule: messenger RNA, 906 nt
Organism: Letharia lupina
Lineage: Eukaryota; Fungi; Ascomycota; Lecanoromycetes; Lecanorales; Parmeliaceae
Exons: 3
Coding region: 1-906 (301 amino acids)
Biological process (GO): regulation of transcription by RNA polymerase II
Cellular component (GO): PcG protein complex; transcription regulator complex
Molecular function (GO): RNA polymerase II cis-regulatory region sequence-specific DNA binding; DNA-binding transcription factor activity, RNA polymerase II-specific
Source: RefSeq, a predicted model, not a curated record